This is a messenger RNA of Salvelinus sp. IW2-2015, 1177 nucleotides long. It is a transcript of the gene comtd1, whose product is annotated as catechol-O-methyltransferase domain containing 1. Lineage: Eukaryota; Metazoa; Chordata; Actinopteri; Salmoniformes; Salmonidae. The record is from RefSeq and is a predicted model, not a curated record. Gene Ontology annotation, molecular function: S-adenosylmethionine-dependent methyltransferase activity; O-methyltransferase activity.
UAGAUUUGGUGAAGCAAGUGUUAACUGGAUUAUUCAUGAAUCGGGGAUCAGAGACCCUCCCUCCAUCCCUCCCUGUUCUCAGAGGCCAUUUUAUACAGUGAAUCACCUAACGGUACAACAUAACUGGCACCACGCAGAUUCAUAGUUCGUCGAAUUCAUCUCUUUAUACGCGGCAAAAGAAGAUCCACAUUUUCCAUGGACAUCUUCAAGAGUCACUCUGGGGCGAAAGAUAACCCCUUGAUGCAGUAUGUCCUCAAUCAUUCAAUGAGGGAGCAUCCGGCCCUGAAAAAACUCCGACUGAGGACGAUGGAUGAUUCCUGGAACUUCAUCAUGGUUGCCGCUGAGCAGUCUCAGCUGAUGGCUAACCUGGCGAGACUCAUCAAAACCAAGAAGGCUAUAGAAAUCGGAGUAUACACAGGGUACAACACUCUGAGCAUAGCGCUGGUUCUGCCAGACGACGGGAAGAUGGUGGCCUGUGACAUCAAAGACGAAUACCCCAACAUCGGCAAACCCUUCUGGAAAGAGGCUGGAGUGGAACAUAAAAUAGAUCUACGCAUCCAGCCGGCAUUGAAAACUCUAGAUGACCUCCUGGCCAAUGGCGAGGCCGAGACAUUUGACUUCGUCUUCAURGAUGCAGACAAAGCAAACUAUGACAACUACUAUGAAAAAUCKCUCCAGCUAGUGAGGAAAGGAGGCAUUAUUGCCAUUGAUAACGUUCUGUGGAGUGGUAAGGUGGUAAACCCUGCAGCUGAUGACAUUGACACCCAGGCCAUUGACAAGCUGAACAAGAAGUUGUACCGGGAUGUCAGGAUCAACAUCAGCAUGCUCACUGUGGGWGACGGCGUSACACUGGCCUUCAAACUCUAACACMAUGUAGGAGACAGGUCUUAAAACUWUAGUACUAAAUGGGAGAUUGGCCAACACUGGUCUGUACUGUAGUAUCAAAUACCUUUGGGUUAUAAUUGACCAACACUGGCCUUUACUGUGGUAAACUGUAGUACCCAAUUACUGAGAAGUAGCUUUACGUUAUGAUAAUCAGAUAGUACUUGCCAUCUUUUUGGUACAAGUGCUGACUUUAAGUUGUUUGUCAUUAAAUCCAUGUGUGUAAUGCUGCCCUUGAAUAUAUGUGACCUGAAAAGGAUUAAAUGAAAGAACUAGGACUGUCAGAAUCAGGUAA